This is a messenger RNA of Ochotona curzoniae (black-lipped pika), 1501 nucleotides long. It is a transcript of the gene MXI1, whose product is annotated as MAX interactor 1, dimerization protein. NCBI's taxonomy places the organism in Eukaryota, Metazoa, Chordata, Mammalia, Lagomorpha, Ochotonidae. Gene Ontology annotation, biological process: regulation of transcription by RNA polymerase II. The record is from RefSeq and is a predicted model, not a curated record. The transcript has 6 exons. Gene Ontology annotation, molecular function: DNA-binding transcription factor activity, RNA polymerase II-specific; RNA polymerase II cis-regulatory region sequence-specific DNA binding; protein dimerization activity. Bases 210 to 1073 code for a protein of 287 amino acids.
CACAGACCCACAGCGAGACCGACACACACGCACACUCGCGCGCACACACAACUGCACGCCACCAGCCUCCUCGGGAAGUCGGGCCGGCUCCUCGCUCCGACGCCUCCUCCGCUCCUAGCCUGCCGGGUCUCCCUGGGGGCCUGCCGCUCGGGCCCCGGCCACUCCUCCUGCCCCGAAGCGGACGAGCUCAGCAGACCCCCGGCUCCUCCAUGGGCAAACGCGGGCGGCCGCGCAAGGAGGCGCGCGGCGAGGGCGCGGGGCUGGCCCCCGCCGCGGCCGCGCCCCAAUCCCCGGUCCAGCCCGAGGACCCCGCGGGGGGCAGGCCCAGGUGCCCCUUCUCGGACAUUUUCAACACCAGCGAGAACUCGAUGGAGAAGCACAUCAACACUUUCCUGCAGAACGUGCAGAUCCUGCUCGAGGCCGCCAGCUACCUGGAGCAGAUCGAGAAAGAAAACAAAAAGUGUGAACAUGGCUACGCCUCGUCGUUCCCCUCCAUGCCGAGCCCCCGGCUGCAGCACUCCAAGCCCCCCCGGAGGUUAAGCCGGGCACAGAAACACAGCAAUGGGAGCAGCAACACCAGCACUGCCAACAGAUCCACACACAAUGAGCUGGAAAAGAAUCGACGAGCUCAUCUGCGUCUAUGUUUAGAACGCUUGAAAGUUCUGAUUCCACUAGGACCAGACUGCACCAGGCAUACAACCCUUGGUUUGCUCAACAAAGCCAAAGCACACAUCAAGAAACUUGAAGAAGCCGAAAGGAAGAGCCAACACCAGCUCGAGAACUUGGAACGAGAGCAGAGAUUUUUGAAGCGGAGACUGGAACAGCUGCAGGGCCCUCAGGAGGUGGAACGAAUACGAAUGGACAGCAUUGGAUCCACGAUUUCUUCCGAUCGUUCUGAUUCAGAGCGAGAGGAGAUUGAAGUGGAUGUUGAAAGCACAGAGUUCUCCCAUGGAGAAGUGGACAAUAUAAGUACCACCAGCAUCAGUGACAUUGAUGACCACAGCAGCCUGCAGAGUAUUGGGAGCGACGAGGGCUACUCCAGUGCCAGUGUCAAACUUUCGUUCACUUCCUAGAACCCAGCAUGACGUAACAAGUGCAGGGCAAAAUCAUCAGUGGGCCAAUUCAGUACAAUCUCUUCAAUUGGGUUCAUGAUGCAGUCUCCUCUUUAAAACUAAAUGAAAGAAAACUAUACUUGAAUAAAGGGGUCAAAAGACCUGUAUUUAAGCAAAUACUUAGCAAAAAGUGGGGCACAGCCUCUCCAGCAGAACAAACAUUCAUAUUGGAAAAAUGACAGUUUCUAACAGCAACAAACUUGUCUGAAAUUUUCUUGAUUUGAUUUAGUUCAUUCAAAAGAGGACACUGGAGAUGCCAUCCUCUUUUUCUGAAUUUGCUCAAACCAUGUUGAGUAAACAGAAAGAAUGGGAUCAUGUUCCCAUUCUGAGCUUUAUGGCCCUAAAAAAAAAAAAAGAAAAAAAAAAAAGAAAAAUCAAACCUAUAGAAA